UGCGUAGGAUGACAGCCGGCUUCAUGGGCAUGGCGGUGGCCAUCAUCCUCUUCGGCUGGAUCAUCGGAGUGCUGGGCUGCUGCUGGGACCGAGGCCUUAUGCAGUAUGUGGCAGGCCUUCUCUUCCUCAUGGGAGGAACCUUCUGCAUCAUUUCACUGUGCACCUGUGUGGCUGGGAUCAACUUUGAGCUAUCACGUUACCCACGCUACCUAUAUGGACUCCCGGAUGACAUCAGCCACGGCUAUGGAUGGUCCAUGUUCUGUGCGUGGGGGGGCCUGGGUCUCACACUAAUCUCGGGAUUCUUCUGUACCUUGGCCCCCUCUGUCCAACCUGUCCCGAGGACCAACUGCCCUAAAUCCAGACCAGAGAAUGGGACAGUGUGCUAAAAACAAACAAACAAACAAACCCAUACAUAUAUAUAUAUAUAUAAAUAUAUAUAUAAUAUACAUAUAUAAAAUGAAACUCAAUCAAGAUGAUGCCAGUGCCAAGGUA
Messenger RNA from Phodopus roborovskii (desert hamster), 492 nucleotides. Its product is annotated as transmembrane protein 178B. The transcript is spliced from 2 exons. The record is from RefSeq and is a predicted model, not a curated record. Bases 9 to 386 code for a protein of 125 amino acids. Gene Ontology annotation, cellular component: membrane. NCBI's taxonomy places the organism in Eukaryota, Metazoa, Chordata, Mammalia, Rodentia, Cricetidae.